Mizuhopecten yessoensis (Yesso scallop) is the source of this 2382-nucleotide messenger RNA. Its product is annotated as homeobox protein ceh-19-like. The transcript is spliced from 3 exons. NCBI's taxonomy places the organism in Eukaryota, Metazoa, Mollusca, Bivalvia, Pectinida, Pectinidae. The record is from RefSeq and is a predicted model, not a curated record. Gene Ontology annotation, molecular function: RNA polymerase II cis-regulatory region sequence-specific DNA binding; DNA-binding transcription factor activity, RNA polymerase II-specific. Gene Ontology annotation, cellular component: nucleus. The coding region runs from base 159 to 983 and encodes 274 amino acids. Gene Ontology annotation, biological process: regulation of transcription by RNA polymerase II; animal organ development.
UUUAACUGUCUGACUCGGCCAUAUCAUCAUCAUCAUCGUUUCCCCUUCUCCUCCCAAUCCGCUGUAUUAAUUGACCCGACGAGAGGAAACUCUUCAUUCCGGUAAAAGGAGGCUAUAAACAGAGCCCGGAUAUUUGGCGCAUUAGAGCAGAAGUCAAAAUGGCUGAAGAAAAAUUCGAUAUAGACAUCACAACACACAAUGAGGUCUAUGCGCGGGUCGGUGUUGAGAAAUUAAAUAUUGAAAGAAGAAACCGAUUACCAUUUCAAGGUAUGCCACAGGAAAAUAGUUUACCAACGCCCUCUAGUGGAGAAGAAGAAGACGUGGAUAAAUACGAAAAUAACUCUCCAAAAAGCAGGUAUGAGUCGUCACACCUUUCGUUCGGGAUUGAUAGCAUCUUGAGACAAUCAGGAAAAAGACGGUAUGGAAAAGUCAGUGAAGAACAUGAACAAAGCCACGAUGAAAAUGAUAGACAUAUUAUUACAAAUACGAGUAAAAUGGACGAAACGGCGUUUUCUCGUGUGGGAGGAAUGGACUUAAGUUUGAAAUCUGAACAAAUGGAGGACCAUAAAGUUCAAACACCUGAGUCAUUUUAUACAAUAGCAAAUCAUCUGACCAUGUGGUCACUUCGAGAUAUCAACAAAGACAGAUUUGGAGUCCGGAGAAUAGGACACCCCUACCAGAACAGAACGCCCCCAAAACGGAAGAAACCUCGAACUUCGUUCACAAGACUACAGAUUAUGGAGCUGGAGAGACGAUUCGAACAGCAGAAAUAUCUGGCGUCAUCCGAACGAUCGUCGAUUGCAAAAUCCCUUAAGAUGUCUGAUUCUCAGGUGAAGACGUGGUUCCAAAACAGACGCACAAAAUGGAGACGACAGACAGCUGAGGAAAAGGAAUUAGAGAGACAGGCAGCGAAUCGGUUACUGCUAUCAUUAGGGCGGUGUACAUCAAAAGGACUUGUUCUAGAGAGCGGAAUACAGUUAUAGACACCAGUGGAGAGUGUAAUGGUAUUAUUAACCGAUUGUUACAUUGACAUUAACCGUAAUGCAAGGACAUUUGUGAUUGCAAACAUGUUUGCUUUAAAACUGUUAAAUAGCUCCACACAAAGACCGAGUUAUAAAAUGCAAUCAAUAUAUAUGGCAACUGCGCAACGUUUCUAUGAUAGAAAUUUCAAGUGAAAUAUGUUUUUAUUCAUGUGAUCUCAAAAACGUGUUGAUAUGGAAAUUUAUUCUCCGGUUGCCAUUACAAAAUGUUUCCUGUUAACAUAUAAAGUCAUACAGGAAUGCUGAAAGGGCGUGUCGAUUAUCUUCCCUUAUGGGACAAAAUACCACCGGUAUCUGCACAUAUAUUAUUUAUUUAUUAACAGAAUGGUGUAAUUGUGUCAAAAUUAUGCUCAUAUUUAUAGAAUAAAAUGUUUACUCUGACUCAAUAUCACGAUAUUGUUAGAAACAAAACGCGAGACAAAGUAGAAUUACCGUUUACAACAUGAUAUGUGAGCAAGGGAUAGGCUACUGUAUUUCACGUCACAUUUAAUGCUGAAAUAUAGAUCUAACACCGUAAUAUCUAACCUGUAUUCGCCAUUGUAUUAUCAUGAAAUGAGUACGAUAUUCCAGUGUUAACGUGCCAAAGUCCCUGUAUUAAAAAUAAUGUUUUUCGUGCAGAAGAGUAUAGGGAUUUUUUAAAUUGAGUGAAACCCCGAUGCUUUGCUGACGGUUUUGUACAAUUUUGAAAAUCCCAAGGAUGGAGUUCCCUAUCCUACACCCCUUGACACGAAAGAUAAUUUUUCUCUUAUUCACUUCACCAGAACUAGCCCAGAAAUAUAAAAAAGCGUCGUCUGUUUCGGCAUCGCGGCAUCGGGAUGUGUUCGAUUUCGUGAUGUCGCAUCAUUGUUAAAUGUGACGUCAAGCAUGAUAAAAUUGUUUGUUAUUCGAGAGAGCAAACAUUUAUUUCGUAAUAUUACAAUGUAUCAGACGGGGAAACGUCAACUAUUUUCGAAUCUACAUGCUUUUUACCAACAACAAUUUGGGGGAAAUGCAUUGUUCCAAAGAAUGGCCUGUAUCUGUGAGAAAUGAGAUGAAAUUUAAUUUGUUAAUUAAUGAUUGAAAUGAUGAAGGGCUUACGUAAGUGGGGUAUAGAGACCAGUGCAUAAAAUAAUUUCAUAUAUGUUCAACGUUUUUUCUCAGGUUGUAACUUUAAUGCAACAAAAUGAUUCUAGAAACCGCCAUAAGAAAUGCAUUAUGACAAAUAUGUGAGAUAAAAACAGAUGAUUUACUUAUUUAUCUGUUUGAUAACUAUUAUGAUAUAAAUAAGAUAAGUACAUAAAAGUGAUGUAUUUUCCUUCCAUGAAUUAAAAACUAGUAAAAUGGGCACAUGUGCAAAAUUUGU